Molecule: messenger RNA, 1411 nt
Organism: Oncorhynchus keta (chum salmon)
Lineage: Eukaryota; Metazoa; Chordata; Actinopteri; Salmoniformes; Salmonidae
Product: ubiquitin-conjugating enzyme E2 A-like
Exons: 7
Coding region: 284-865 (193 amino acids)
Biological process (GO): protein polyubiquitination; DNA repair; proteasome-mediated ubiquitin-dependent protein catabolic process
Cellular component (GO): HULC complex
Molecular function (GO): ubiquitin conjugating enzyme activity
Source: RefSeq, a predicted model, not a curated record
GUAAUACAAUAAAGCAAAAUUAUAUUAAAACCUAAAUUAUCGUACGUCUCGGUUUUCUUUAGAAGACUACGAAAACGUCCCCUAUUAGCUGAAGUGGUAUCGCCUAAUAUUCCACUUACCAGCGGCUAGGGUAGGACUCGGAGGAUAUCGUUUCACCGAGGCGGCAGUGGAAAUAAAGAGAGCUGAAUGUUGUCGUAAACCCAACAUUAACUAGCUAUAUUAUAGACACUUUUGUUGUAAAUAAAGCAGUACAUUUGUGUUACCGUUAUAUAUUUAGUUUACGAUGUCUACUCCGGCAAGAAGACGAUUGAUGAGAGAUUUUAAACGGCUCAAGGGGAACCUGGUGAGGGCGGGUCUUCCGGUGCCAGUACCCCAUGCAAGUUUUCAGAUGUCGAGCCUUAUGUCCAAACACUUGAAAAAUGGCCAAAUCUUUUACAUCCUUACACUCAGGUUACAAGAAGACCCUCCGGCUGGCGUCAGUGGUGCCCCUUCCGAAAACAACAUAAUGGUGUGGAAUGCAGUCAUAUUCGGCCCAGAAGGGACACCUUUUGAGGACGGCACAUUUAAGCUUACUGUUGAGUUCACAGAAGAAUACCCUAACAAACCCCCCACAGUACGAUUUGUGUCAAAGAUGUUUCAUCCAAAUGUGUAUGCAGAUGGCAGUAUAUGUCUAGACAUUCUGCAGAAUCGAUGGAGUCCAACCUAUGAUGUGUCAUCCAUUCUUACCUCUAUUCAGUCUCUGCUAGACGAACCAAACCCCAACAGCCCAGCCAACAGUCAGGCGGCCCAGCUUUACCAAGAAAACAAGAGGGAGUACGAGAAGCGUGUGUCGGCCAUUGUAGAACAGAGCUGGAGGGACAGUUGACCACAUCCUCUCCCUUCUGGCCUUCUCUAUCACCAGCGCUGAGCUGUGUGUGAUGCGAGUUUGAGUAGUACGAGUUUGAGUAGUACAUCUUAAUUUAGAUUUUUUUUGUUUCUUCCUCCAUUUUAAUUUGACAUAUUUAUGCACUUUACCUGUCCCUUGUUUAAAUGUUUUUUUCCUAACACGCUUGGAGUGGAGUUUUUGUUAUUUUUUCUAUGUCUCUCUCCUGUUUUGGCUUAUCAGGGGACUUAUGUGGUGAAUCUUGUUUUUGUCGCCACCGUCUUCAAUUGAGGACAAUUUUUGGACGUCAAUUACCUGCCUCCUCCCUUCCCACACUGAAAUAAAUUAGUUAGAAUGAUGUGUAAUGUUUGGAAGAAAUAUCAAUUAAUCAUGUUAACCUUCUUGUAGGUCCUUUCUUUGGUGUGCUUCCAUUACCCUUUAAUACAUAAGCUCACUUUACAAAGCAGCAUCUGAGCUAUCAAGCUCAUUACCUUUCUUUGGAAAAUUGUUGCGUGUGUUCAUCCUUAAACAACCUGAUUCAGAACUAGA